AAAUUCCAGUUCUCUUCCCUCCAAUCCUCCAUCGGAGCUCGUUGUCGCGGCCUCACUGUAAAUCGCUACCUUCGUUGUAUCAACAUCUCAAGGAAGCUUCGUUACAUGCGUCAUGGAUGCGAACAAUACCUUCGAUUCUGAUCUGAUUCAUGCCAUUUUUAAGCACAUUUGGGCCCGAAGAUUUCGCGAAAGGGAGAGGAGCGAUGCAAUUGAUGCUACGGAAGCUGAGAUUGCUCUGGGAACAACCAAGAAGAACAGACUUGCUUCUGCAAACGCAAAUGCUUUAAAACUCAGCUGUGAACUUCUCAAGAGUUUUGUCUCAGAGGCUGUGCAGCGUGCUGCUAUAAUCGCUGAAGCUGAGGGAAUGGACAAGAUUGAAGCUACUCAUUUAGAGAGGAUUCUUCCCCAACUUCUUUUGGACUUUUAAGAAAUAUGUGAAGAAUUACCAGGGACUAUUCCACAAGAGUUAUUCUGAAGAUCAUACCACUAGUUUGUUUAUAGGCUAGGCUAAUGUGGUAAUAUAUGGUUCAUGUAGAACGAAAUCUAUAUAUAUAUUUGACUUGAUUCUGGAUAUAUGCUCUAUGUGCUUCAGAGCUGAUUCCAAUGCUAUCACCAGUAACACACCAAAAUACUCUGAAAUGUAAGAAUAAAUCUUAGCCAUCGUC
Arabidopsis arenosa is the source of this 665-nucleotide messenger RNA. The record is from the annotation of a GenBank genome assembly. Lineage: Eukaryota; Viridiplantae; Streptophyta; Magnoliopsida; Brassicales; Brassicaceae.